This is a messenger RNA of Camelina sativa (false flax), 1144 nucleotides long. RefSeq lists its product as uncharacterized. The record is from RefSeq and is a predicted model, not a curated record. NCBI's taxonomy places the organism in Eukaryota, Viridiplantae, Streptophyta, Magnoliopsida, Brassicales, Brassicaceae.
CACUACGGGAGUUCUAUUGUGCAACCAUGCAUGCAAUGAUCAUUAGUCAAACAGUUUCUGCUUUAAAUGACGUCAGCAUGUUUUUUUUCCUAAACUUUAGCAGCCUUUAUAUAACAUAAUCUUCUUGGCUUCUUACGUUAAAGUUAUCAUCCGACCGCCAGAUAUAUUUCCCCGCCUCGAUCCUCGCCGUUGUUUCAGUUUCAUAUAACAUUUUGUCGAUAUAAAAAAAUUAUAAUUCGAAUCUAGCGGUUUUUAUUGGACGUGAAUAAUCUAAUCUCAUCACCGGAAAAAGAUGGCGUAUGCAAAAAUCGGUUACGGUGGGAGUUAUCUGGUGCAACGCGGCGUAUUAGAGCAUCCGUGUGGUUCCGAUCAGAAUGCGAGAUCGCUGCUUUCGUCGUCGUUUCCGAUCAAUCUAGUUGGUAAUAGGCGAUCUAGCGUGGGAACGAUCUCGGCGUCGAUAGCGGAAGCCGUGACUGAGAUAGAGAAACAGAGAGGAGGAGGAAGAAGAAGCAGAGGAGGAGGAGGAGGAGGAGAUCGUAGAGCGGUGGAGUUGGAGCGUGAGAAGCUAGACAGGUGGAUGAAGGAUUCGGUGACGGAGAUCGUUAAGAAUCUAAGCGAAGCGCCGCUGUUAGUUCAUUUGUACUCCAACGAGGGAACGGUGGUGGUGAUGAAAGCAGAGGAAUGGGCGGCGGUGAAGGGGAGAUGGGAGAGAGGAGAGGCGGAGAUGCCGGAGGGGAUAGUAUUCGUGGAGCAGUUAGGAGCGGCGGAAGAGGACAGCUGCGGCUGUGGUUUUGACGGUGGAGACGGAACACGUGCGUGGGGGUUGGUGGUGCAAGGCAAAGGAGUUGAGUGUGGGCCGGUUUGUUAUCUGCUAAAAACGACACGGGUCGGGUCAGGAUCCGGGUCGGGUUUAGGGAUGAGGUGUACGCAUUUCUGCUUAGCUAAGGUGUCGAGUUUUAGAGAGACUUGUGAAUCUCAGCUUAAGAAUUGUUGGCUUGUUGGUAAUUGAUAAAAUUAAAAAAAAAAAAAAAAAAGAAGCUAAAAUUUACUUAAAAAAUCAUGUAAAUAUAAAUUUAUUUGACCCAUUUGGGUAUUGUAGAUUACAACAAUAAAUGUUUAAUUGAAUAACACAAGAUUUGGUAGA